UUUAUGCAGUUCUGGGUGGGGGAAGUGAAAGGAAGAGUGAGUUUAGGAAGUAAGUCAGGGUUUAAGAGCACGUGCACCAUCAGGAGAUAACCAUUUUUCUGCAGAUCAUCAGCCAGAGAACUGCUCACAGAGAGUGAAACCCUGGGAGGGAAGAACUUGGGGAGGACUCAAGACUCUUUGAAGCUAUUUAGGUUUGUAGGCAAAAUGAAGCCAAAUCUGGUGCAGGUCUUUUUCAUGCUGCUGCUGUUGCUGCUGGGCCUGGGGUUGGGCCUGGGCCUGGGGCUUCAGAUGGCUGCCGCAGUCCUGGAGGACAGUGAUCAGCCGCUGAACGAAUUUUGGUCCAGUGACUCACAGGAUGAAGCUAAAGCCCCUGAGAGAGAGGGUCCCCGAACCACAGAAACCCUGGUGCUUAGCAACAAAGGAGUGGUGCAACCUGUCUGGCCAGAAGAGACCAUGCUCGGUGAAGAUGAGGUUGGAGGAAACAAGAUGCUCAGAGCUGAGGCUCUCUCUCAGAGCAACAAAGACUAUCCUCGGCUUGACCUCACAGCUAGGGAAUGCAAUGCCAUGAUGGCACACAAGAUGAAGGCGCACAAUCAGACUUGCAGAAAUGAGUACACAUUCAUCCACGAGGAUCCAAAAACAGUCAAAGCUGUCUGUAACAGCCCUGUUGUUUCCUGUGAGCUCAAGGGGGGCAAAUGUCACAAAAGCUCCCGUCCUUUUGAUUUGACAUUCUGUAAGUUGUCCAAAGCAGGCCAAGUCACUCCUAACUGCAAUUACCUGACUUUCAUUAUGGAAAAGUUUGUUGUUAUAAGCUGUAAUGACAUGAAGGUCCAGUUAACACCUGGACAAUGAAGCAACCCAUCCUUUUUGUUUCUUCACCUACUCCUCUUCCUCUUCCUUUUCUACUUUCUCUUUCACAUGUUGAUCUCCUCUUAGGUAUGCUGAAGAGAAGGUUCUGGGAAGAGAGGAUGGGCUAUUCUUUGUCAUUCUCUCUUGAAAAUAUAAUUCUUCUUUGUCCUA
Molecule: messenger RNA, 1020 nt
Organism: Lemur catta (Ring-tailed lemur)
Lineage: Eukaryota; Metazoa; Chordata; Mammalia; Primates; Lemuridae
Gene: RNASE10
Product: ribonuclease A family member 10 (inactive)
Exons: 2
Coding region: 205-852 (215 amino acids)
Molecular function (GO): nucleic acid binding
Source: RefSeq, a predicted model, not a curated record